ACCAUGUCGUCAGCAUUUUGAUGAGAAAUUAUAGUUAUGCCAAAAUCAUAUGAAAAUAUGCUCUUUUUUAUCUUGUAGAAAGAGGGGGAGUUAACAAAAUACAGGAAUGUGUGGUAUGGUUGGAAAAAAUAUUACUUCAAGUUGGAGAGGAGUUAUUUACAUUAUUUUGAAUCAAAAUAUGUGAGUGUUGCAUUUAGUGCAUUAACAUUUAAUCUGAGUUGCACUCAAUAAAAUGUUUUUUAUUCAUUUUUCCAUACUAGACAGCGAAACCUGUAGGCACCACAACUAGAGGUGAAAUAUCCGAAGUUACUUUCUCUAAAGACCAUCCACUAAUUGGGUUUGAAAUUCACCUCAAAUCUGGAGAAAUUUGGUACUUGCAAGCAGCAAAUCAUGUAUGUUAGAAUAAAAACCUUUAUUCUGGGUUGUUAUUCAACUAAUCAGUAAUUGACAUGUUCUUGGUUAUUAAUUAAACUGUUGUGAUUAGACACUUUUGUAAAUUGUUUAGGAGGAACGAAUGGAUUGGAUGAGAACAUUAAAACCUGAUGCAAUUAUCGUUGACCCAUUUAAAGUACAGUACAUAUUUCUUUUUUCAAUGUGGAAAACGUAUGAGUAUUUGAAUCAGUCAGUCCCCCAACCAAACCAGUUAUCUGUUGCCAAUGGUCAGUCAGAUGAUCAGACGAGUCAAUUGUCUGAUUGGCCAACUGACCAACCAUUCAAAUGAUAUAAAUAACGUGACUGGUCUCAGUGAGAUGGUUGAUCAGUCAGUUUAUUAAUAAAAAUGCUUUGUUUUAAUUUAGAGCAAUGCAGCACCUCUCAGUGGCCAGCAAGCUACUCCGAGUGCGCCGCCACAGGUAGAACAAAAUCUGUUUCCAGCAAAUUAUGAAAGAAUAUACCCCCAUCUACAAACUCAAAAUACAAAUGCUCCAGUUUGCCACGGUUCCUCUUGUCUAUCAAAUUCAAUACCUCCACCAGCCUAUGACGAUAUUAACUAUAGAUAAUAUAUAUUAUGAAUAUAAUACAUGGAUUACAGAAUAGAGAUCCUACAGAAGGUCGACUCAGCCAAAAAAGUAUACCCACUGCCAUGCUGUGAUUUGCAAUGAUUUGUCAUCAAAAUGCACUCGCCAUGAUGUUCUAUGCCAUGGCAUUUACAAGAGGCAUCCACCACCUGAAUGUCCACCAUUUUGCAUAUUUUCAGGGGGGUGAAUGCCUCUCGUAAGCACACUUGGCUAUAGCCUGAACAUUGCGACAGCCAACCUCAUUCCCAGGGCUUUUCCCUUUUUGUCAUUAGGUGCGACAGCAUUGCACUGAAAACGCCAAAAUCAUAGGCAAAACCAAGGAAGUCAGCCUUCUGUAAAGUUUCUAAUCUUUGACCAGUGUCCCAUUCAAGUGGUCAAACAUGGAUGCGACUAAGUGUUGGUCUAAAUAAUUGAAUCUGGAUGUAUUUACCAACUAUUAGCUGAGUAAGCCAACAUAAUUAUGGAAUAUAUGUUUCAUUGGUAACUAGAUCAGAACAUGUAUUAUUAAUGUUUUUGUAUAUAUAGUAAAAACGAAUAAAUGUUCAAUAUAAAAUACAGAAUAUUUUCGGAUUAAGCCAGGAAACAUUUCCAGUGUAUCUGUAAUGCUGAAAAUUGUAAUGCUGAUAUUUUGGGGUCAAUAAGGGGCAGGUCAUUAAUAAUGGGAGGGGGGCAUGGAUGAGAAAAGGGGGGGGGGUGGCUUCAACUAUUUUUGCCUGAAUUGGGGGCAGCUAUGAAGGUGGGGGCGUCUUGAUAAUAAUGGUCUUGCGAUUGGGGGAGGCUCUAAAAAAUUUCAAUAUUUGGUAUUUAUCACCCACCGCUCCUCCCCCCUUACAUUAUCAAUGGCCGGCCCCUAAUUCAUUGUUUGAAAAUUAUGUAACAAAACUAACAAUCCUCCAGUCGCUGCAUUUAAAAUUUCACCCGCUUCAUCGCUCUACACCUUCCGCUAUAUAAAAUCCGCUCUCAUAAUGAGGAAAUUACGAACUUGAAAGUGGAAACACUGCAAAGAAGGCAAGAAGCACAGUUUCUAGGAUAAAUAUAUUAUUAAUUAAUGCCUUGAAAAAAGUAAAAGUGAGAAAAUAUUAACAAUUUUUAAGCUGUAUUUUUCGCAUCCAUUUUGUAAAAAAGGACUGGCACCUGCAGAAAACAGUCAUGGCCGGCUUCAAAGUCGAAGGCGGCGAACUUAUCGUUCAAGUUUAUUUGUAGUUCAACGCUGUCACUAUGGUCACUAUGGCCUUUCCAGUUUCCAAACACCCGAUGUAAAUCACUGCGAAAAGAGUUAAAAAGAAUUUGGAUAUGAGUUCGGAGAUACGUUUGGUAAGCUUUAUUUUAAUAAACGCUACGGCUAACAUUCCAUUACAUGUAAAAAUUUACUACGUUUCUAGUAUAAUUUUGAGUAUUGUGCUUUAUACAGUGACUUUAACACUAUACCAUAGGCAGCCCAGAUAUGUGUGUUGACUUUAUUCCAGUUUCUGAAAGUGAAAUAGCUUUAAACACUUGCGCGUGGAAAUUAUCAUGGUCGCGUGACGCUCGCGUGAGCAUUGUCAUGAUGAUACAAUGAAUCAUUGUGAUGACAAUGCCCACACGAGCGUCAGGUGACCGUGAUAAUUUCCACGCGCAAGUGUUGAAAGCUAUUUCACUUUCAGAAACUAGAAUAAAAUCAACACACAUAUCUGGGCUGCCUAUGACUAUACUAACGGAGUGGUUUGCUGCCGUAGCCACAGAAUAGGAAGGUAUACCAGAAGCACAGAUGAUAGAUAAUACCAGAUGUAUUCACUCUAUCCCUAUGAUUUUCGUGUCCGCGAUUUUCGCGAGGCUAUCACGCCAGGUGACGUGUGUGACACUUACUGCCAAAAUGGCGCUUACUGCCAAAAUACGUGAUUGCUCACAUUCCAUGGCGUGGAUCAUAGAGAUUAUAAAUAACACUAGAGGAGGCAUUGUAAUCUUAAUUCAGUAAAAAAGGGAACACAGCUAUUGGGGGCAAAUUCAAGUCCCGGAUGUGUAUUGACGUUCCCAUUGGUGACGAGUUUCAAAUCGGCCAAUGAGAGCACGAUUUUAUAUCCGGGACUUGAAUUUGCCCCCCAUUAGCUGUGUUCCCAAUUUUUAACCUCGAUGCCUCCUCUAGUGUUAUUUAUAAUCUCUAUUGUGUGGAUUACAGUUACUGCCAAAAUGACGGCCAACGCGUGCUCAUAUAAAGUGGGUGUAGGUAAAACAUGGCCCUAGUCCAUGGCCCAGUGUACGGCCCUACUGGCCACCUGUUUUUCCUUCAAUUUAGAUGUGUAAAUUAUGUCAAAAUUAUUUUAACGUGUUGAGUUCAUAUAUGUUUCAUAUAUAUUAUAUAAUAUUGAUUUGAGCUAUUACUGUAAAAUACGAAAUAAGUUUUGACCAGUCACCAGUGCGUUUUACGAUUAGUACAUAAUAUGGACUAUUACAUAAAGUACGAACAACGUUGUUUAGAAACAACACAUGUUCACGUGAGAGAAUCAAUGUCGGCCGCAUGGCGCACAACUACAUUGUUUUGUGGGGUGAGUUUUUAUCGGGUUUUUUUUAGCUUUUUGGGGGGUCAGGGGCGGAUUUAGACCGUUGCAACUGUAGCAUAUGCUACGGUCAGAUUUUCCAUAGGCCAGUUCUAACAUGGAUCAUAAAAUCAAUUUAAAAUAUAAUUUAGCAAUAUUUUGUUUACUUUCCUUGUUUAUAUUUCAAGGAUUUAUUUUGAUUUGGUUAUGUUUAAAACAUUUUAUUUUGACAAAUUGAUGACAUUGAUACAUAACGUUAAUUGUUUUAAGAAUUCCCGCCCGAAAAUACGCUUGUAAUUGCCCGUUUGCGGGUCAUUAUGCAAUAGACUAUAGCCUAGAAAAUAGCAUCCUUCAGGAAUACACCGUAACGUGUUGCCCAUAUAUGAUCAAUUUUCGCUACGGUCAGAUUCAUUAAGGUCGAAUCUGACCGUAGCGAAAAUCGGCAUAUGCUACGGUGGCAUGAAAUUUGCUACUGCUCCAGAACGAUGGAAUAUCUGAUAUUUGUGUUUGGCUCAUCAACAACAUGCUAUUGGGAACCCACAGUGCGGUUGUGCGCAUAUUUUCGAAAUGAAAGCCGUCGUAAAGCUAAAGAAUAUAUACGAGUCGAGGUAGAAAUAAAAUCAGAUAGUUAAACGAAUCAUUUCCAGUCAGGUAAGCCUUAUGAAUAAUAAGAGAUUACUGUAUAGUGUUCGCUAUUAACUUCGCUUUGUUUGUGCGCGUAUGUACAGUAUACCUGCAUGUAUUGGAAUUAAUACGCGAAUUAUGAUACGCGCGUAUAUAUAUCGUGCCAUAGCGCCCUAAUAUUUGUUUGUAAUGCGUAUUCGUAUGAUACGCGCGUUCAUAUGAUACGCGUAUUCGUAUGAUACAUUAUGUUCAUUAUGAUACACGCGUUGGCAGAUGAUACGCGUAUUUCGGUAUUCAAUUGAUAAUGAUAAUAAUGAUAUGCGUAUGAUACGAGUAUCAUACCGGUAUCGUAUGUUAAGAUAUACGCGAGCGAUACUUUACUUUUUGAGAUCUUUCUUAUUUUUGCUUGGAAAAUGAGUACAUUACAAUGAGGACAAAUUUAAUGGUCACACGCAGUGCUCAGAACGCAGGAAAUGGCAUUUCCGGGCUUCAAAUUUCAAAAAUUUUCCGGGGGGCAUGCCCCCGGACCUCCCUAGCUAUACGAGGUCUGUGAAAAUGCUACGGUCAGAAUUUUGGCUGAAUCCGCCCCUGGGGGUAUAUUAUAGGGGGUACGCAUCUCCGAAAACCGCGCUGUUUUUCAAAUUUUAACCGCAAGACUUGAAAACAAGUCAAAAAGUUUCCAAAGUUGCAAAAUUAUGCGGAUUCCGAAUCCGUAGUCCCAGAGGUCUAUGUCAACAACCCUGAAAGUUUUUUUUAAUUAAACCUCUAGUUAUAGAACAAAGAUGAGAGUUAUUAAAUAUAAUAUUUGACAUUUGUUAUGAAGUGUCAUCAGUUGCAAUUGAGAUUUAGAUUGUUUUUAAAAAUUGUGAAGAAUUUGAUAGAUUUGAAAUUAAUAUGCACUUAUCAUCGGCUUCUCCGGGGUUCGACCUUUCGACCCCCAGGACACCCCAGGGAACAGCAGGGGGGGGGAUUUGUUGUCUUUUGUAAAAAAUAGUGUCCGUCGGGGAAGGGGAAUUGUUUGGGUUUGGUAACAGGCACAGUUAACCCCUGGGAUAAACCCGUGGGAUUUUGUUUCACAUACCGAUAUGGUCGACCAGUGGUAUCUAAAAAUUGUUCAGUUUGAAUAGUAUAGACUUCAUCUUACCCUAAUUAUUUAUAAUUCAGCGCAUGCGCAAAUAAAGUUUUUCUAGCGUGCAUGCUUUAAUGCUUUACGCUUGAACCUGAUAAUUUUGGACGUUUAUAUGCAGAUUUGUGGGUGGAAAGGGGCUGUAACAUGAUUUUUGGUGAUUAGCAUAUCCGAAAAUUAUUGCUGACCGAGGAAAUAAUUAAAAUUAAACAAAAAAACAGGUGGGCCAAGGGUAGGGCCAUACCGGGCCAUGGACUAGGGCCAUGUUUUACCUACAUCCAUAAAAAGUCGCGGACACAAUUUUGGCUGAGUGAGACAUCUGGUAUUAUCUAUCAUCUGUGCGAGAAGUCUCACUCAAGCAAGUAUUUGUCUGCGUUUUUACAAGCGAUUCGUCAUCAAUCGUGCCAUCCUGGCUAGUACAACCGGCACUUUGUACCUACCAAAACCUGAUAAAAACUUCCGGCUGUACUAGCCAGGAUGGCGUGGAUUGGCGUGAGCAAGUUAAAAUUUUCGUGGAUGUAAAACAACAAAGGCACCGACUCAAGUUACACUUCUGCUAUACUUUCCUAUUUUGUGCCGUAGCGUACUAACUACGGACCACUACAUUUAAAUUCACUACAUUUAAAUUCACUACAUUUAAAUUCACUACAUUCCUUUAGGCCGCAUUUACGUUUGGCACUGAUGCAAAAUAUGUAAUUUACGGCAAUUAGUGCGAGCAACUCAGAGGACUUUGACUACAUUAGCACAGAAUACAAACCCAUUCAGAAAGUCAUCUCUAUUAAUUGUUUUUUGCGUGGGCAUCUUUGCUGAGUUUGUUCCCUUCUUUUAACAAUUCUUUUGCUUUUUUCUCUAAAAGCUUUUGACAUUUACCAAAUCUUGCAAAAAUGAAAUAUAUUUGCAAGAAAUGUUUUCAAUUUCGCUGUUGUCAUGCAGUCGUUAUAAUGCAUAUUUUAAAUUGGACCAAUAAAAUGUUCGCUAUUCAUGACAGUCCGCUAUAUUUUGAGACCAAUGAGGAUGACCGCUUAUGCACAGUAACCCAUGCCCGCAAUCAUUGAUGAACUUUAGACUUCGCUAAUGCUUUCCUUUCCCCAGGGGUAAAACAGUGAACUCAAUCUAUUUACCUGGAAUGAUAACAUUCAGUCAUAGAGUCACAGAAUAGGAAGUUAUACCAGAAGCGUAACUCGAGCAAGUAUUUGUCCGCAUUUUUACAAGCGAUUCGUCAUCAAUCACGCCAUCCUGGCUAGUACAACCGGCACUUUGUACCUACCAAAUCCUGAUAAAAACUUCCGGCUGUACUAGCCAGGAUGGCGUGGCCUGACGUGAGCGAGUUAAAAUUUUCGUGGAUGUCAAACAAUAAGGGAAACGACUAGAGUUACGCUUCUGGUAUAACUUCCUAUUCUGUGAUAGAGUGAAGCCUCGCGUGAGCAACAUGUGAGCAGUGGCGUCAGCCCUCCACGCCAUUUCCACGCCAUAUAGUAUGUCAGUUUCAGUCUCUUUAUACGCCAUCACCGCGCGGUCUGAUCGCCACACCAUAUAGUAUGUCAGUUUCAGCCCCCUUAUAUGCCAUCACUGUGCGGUUUAUCACGAAUCAGCGCACGUCAAGUGGCGUUGGCAUUGGCUUCACGUUUCUCCCGCAUGUUAUCAUUCCAGAUAAAAGACAUGGAGUUCACUGGGGUAAAUAGGCGGGUGGAAUUAGUACCCUUGUCAGGGGCUUACGCCCAGAACGGCGCUCGGAAAUACAUAAGCCUAUUCAGGUUUAAUCGCAUGAAUAAAAGAGCAUACCUGUAUAAAAAAUUGUCAAAUUACUAAUUAGUCAUAUCACUUCUAUUCUGACACCCUGUACAGUAGUUAAUAUAUAAGCAUCUAUCACGACCACAUAUCAUAUACGUUUUGACAAUUUUUGAAGAGACCGUCAAUAUUUCUCAAAAUAGUUGUUAUGAGGAUUUGUAUAAUAUAUAAACAACUGUAAACAUUUCGUUUACUAUUUUACUAAUUUGAAAUACUGAAAUAUAAAAAUUAUUAUAAACUGUCAGCAGGGGCGGUGACCUCUUUGAAUGAGGGUCCCAAGGGUCCUAUCUUUCGUUUCCCAAAAUUGUUGGUGAGCAGCAACCUCGUCCCCAGGGCCUAUUGAGGAAGGAGGCCUUAGCUGCCCUUCGCAUCUUUCCUCAAAAGGCCCUGGGGACGAGGUUGGAUGAGCAGCUGCUCAAGAUCAAAAAAAAUUUUCCGCACAACAUAUUUCUCAAUCUUAUUUUAUGUUCAACUACCAUUGUUCAUUCCAUUUUCCCUAAUUUUUUUGUAAAUUUCUUUACUUUUAGCUAUCAUUCUUAAUUUUUAAUUGAUGUCACUCAAAUAUUUCAUUUUAUUUCUUCCUAUCCAAAUCCAUGUUUUUUUGCCGACAGGGAUCCAAUAUUUUGCUGACUACCAGUCAGGGCCGAUAGGGUGUUUCACUACCCACUACCCCCCCCCCCCCUUUAGCGCCAGCCCUGACUGUCAUUCUACAUUUUACAUUAAGAGGGUCUAGAUGGGGGGAUCUGACAAUCAGUAAACGGUAAAAAUUUUUGUAUUUUAACUGUAAAAUUUUGGUAAUUUUAAUGGUAAAUCUUCGAAAAGUGUUCUGAAACGAUAAGCAGUAUUUUUUUCCUCGCGCUUCACUGUAAAUUUUUAGUGUUUUCAUGACUGACGGUAACUGUGAAAUUGAGUGAAUCACGACUCACAAUAUGUCAUCAACACCCUCCUUUAAUACAUUUAAUACAUAACCCUGUUGUUGGUUCCUGACACUUUAAAGUAUUUAUGUGUGGUAUUUGUACGUUUGUAAUUUAAAUUUUUCUUUUUGUCAUAUCGAAAUAAAAAAAAAAAAAAAAAUUUUGCUAAAAGCUGUUGACUUGUCAUAGAAAGAGACAAUUACCAGGAGAAUGGAAAAUUGUAUAACUAAUCUACAAAACGCCCCCUCAUAAUAAGGCGUUUUGUCAUCACUGAAUUAUAAGUAAACUGGAAUGAUAACUCAGGGGGGGGGGGAUUGAAGCCAUGCUUUGUAGGUAGUGCCAGUCCCUUGUUGCAAAUUGUUUUUGAAAAAUGCACUUUUUAUAUCGACAAAUUUUACCCCUUUAAUUUUUCAUCUUAGAGCAUACUGUCAGUAAGACCGUUAUUCUUUUCACUCAAGUACUUACAAUAAACAAACAUCAUUAAUUAAACUGCAAAAAAUAUUACAGGGCCAAAACAAAAUUUGUCAAAAAAUGGUCACCCAGUUUUGUUUGCGGUUCUUGAGGGGGGGGCCGGGGGGGGGGGUUAAUAGGGGUAUACAAAUCCGCCGAUCCGCCCAAAUUUGAAGCAAAAUCCACCGAUUCGACAAUGGUCUUGUCUAAAUUUGGAUUCGCUAAAAGCUCUACUAUGAAGUUACAAUCCAGGAUCCGAACUAAAUUGCAAGCAAAAUACACAAUCCGAGCCAAAAUAUUAGAUAAUAAACUAAUAUCUUGUUUCACGGCAGGGGAAUUGGCUUUAUAUAGGUCAGUGGGCAGGAGUCUCUAUUAUAUUAUGGCGUGUACGAAUUCGGCACGCUAAAAACGCGUUCGGAUUGUGCACGCAUAAAGGUCCAUACACACCGGACGCGAUUCGACAACGCGACGCGAUGUUUCGAUUUCCAUUGAACGAUAACUUUGAUCCUAGUUAAAAAUUUUCCAAAUAUUUAGAAGCAUUAUAACAUUUUGAGUUAUUUGGUCUACAUACCUUUCAAAAUUUGCUCUCAUUGGCUGCUUUAUUAACUUUCAAAAACUAAAAAAUCGCGUCGCGUUGUCGAUUCGCGUCCGGUGUGUCUGGACCUUAAGACACAGUUACUGUGGGUUUUUACUGCAAUGGAUUUGUUAAGUGUGCAACUAAGUAUCGUCCUACAAUUAGAAUUGUAAAUAUUUUAAUCCGGAAUAACCGUUUUAGCGCAAAUUACUGGUAUAUCAAUGACCUGUUUAUGCACACAUAUAUUAUUUUCUGAUUAUGUUCUAGACUAGCUAGUGCUUGGCGGCCAUUCACUUCUUAAUAAAGCUGUCGAUUGACUACUGGGUAGGGUGGGGCAACGAUUUAUUGCUAUUCGUAGAUUCAUGUACGCGUAGCGUACCUAUUUUUUCUCUUGUAGAAAGAGGGGGAGUUAACAAAAUACAAGAAUAUGUUGCAGGGUUGGAAAAAUUAUCACUUCAAGUUGGAGAGCAGUUAUUUACAUUAUUAUAAAACAAAAUAUGUGAGUGUUGCAGCACAUAAUUAUCAUUUAGUGCAUUAACAUUUGAUUUGCAUUUGAGUUGCACUAAAUAAAAAUUUUUUUAUUCAUUUUUUUGUACUAGACAAGGGAACCUCUAGGCACCACAACUAGAGGUAAAAUAUCCAAAGUUACUGAGUCUAAAGACAAUCCACUAAUUGGAUUUGAAAUUCACCUCAAAUCUGGAGAAAUUUGGAAAUUGAAAGCAGCAAAUCAUGUAUGUUUGAGUAAAAACCUUUAUUGUGAGUUGUUAAUUCAACCAAUCAGUAAUUGACAUGAUCUUGGUUAAACUAUUGUGAUUAGACACUUUUGUAAAUUGUUUAGGAGGAAAAAAUAAAUUGGAUGACAGCAUUAAAACCUGAUUCCGUCGACCUAUUCAAAGUACAGUACAUUUCUUUUUUCAUUGUGGAAAACGUAUGAGUAUUUGAAUCAGUCAGUCGCAUAGGGAGUGGAACCGGGAGAGCUAGAGGGACUAAUUAAAGCCCUUUAACUUUGAGAAGUAGAAAAAAGAGGAGGAUAAGCCUCUCCAAAUAUAAGGUUUAUUAUAUAAUAAGUGUUCAUAAUUCCCUGUUAUGUGGCUUGAAACAGUUGUUAUGGGGAUUUAAAGAUGAUUUCCACUCCGUUCUGCGCAUCAAUUCUGGGACCCCCAGAUAUAAAGAUUGUCCAAAUUUUGCAUCUUUCGGACUUUUUUAAUUGAAACGUAGAGUUUAUAUUCAUUUACAAGCAUAGCAAACCAGAAAAGUGUUAGAUAUUCAGUUAGUAUAUCAUAUUUUACAAAUAUAGCAGUUCAAAACGUAAACAAAGCUCGCGCAUGUGCAGAGGAGUGGACAUCAUCUUUAAAUCAAGGUUUCUGCAUUUCAAAUCUUCCUUAAGGCCCGUUUACACUUGCAAUUUCGGCUGCGAUUUUAUGUGCGAUUUUCUUCUUCUGAUGCAUGUGAACGAGUGGAUGAGUUAUUAAUGUUCAGUCGAUACUACAUCAGUGAGACAUCUACUCAGAACAAACAACUUAUUUACUCCUUCACAUCCAUCAGAGGAAGAAAAUCGCACUAGAAAUCGCAGCAAAAGUUGGAAGUGUAAACGGGCCUUUAGAAUGCUGAAAAUGUCUCCGCCCAACCAAACCAGUUUUCUGUUGCCAAAGGUCAGUCAGAUGAUCAGAUGGUCAAUCAGUCAGUCAAAAUCGUCUGACUGGCUGACUGACUAACCAUUCAAAUGAUUAACCUGACUGGUCUCAGUCACAUGGUUGGUCAGUCAGUUUAUUAUAAUAUAUUAAAAAUGCUUUAUGUUUUAAUUUAGAGCAAUGCAGCACCUCUCAGUGGCCAGCAAGCUAGUCCGAGUGUGCCACCACAGGAACAACCAGGACCUCCACCAGCCUAUGAAGAUAUUAAUUUUAGUUAAUAGAUAUUAUUGUAUAAGAAACAAAAUUUUUUGUAUAAGAAGAAAUUUUUGUACAGAAAUUUUUGUACAGAAAUUUUUGUAUAAGAAGAAAUUGGUGGGGUAUUCUGCUUUUAACCCCCGAUAUCUUAAAGUUUGUUUGUCUUGUAUUGUGUAAAGGGUCGCUGUAAUUGGCGAAAGCUGUAGCGUAUACCCAGCCAUGUCAAUGUAUGUAUAGCAAGUGAUUUUAAGUUGAUUUGGCAAAGCCUAAUAAAUAAAUAAAAUAAAUAAAUUAUUACUUACAAAAGGCAUUCACCACGUGAUUGUCCACCAUUUUGCAUAUUUUUAGGGGGGGAGGGGGGUGAAUGCCUCUCAUAAGCACAAUGGCUAGCCUGAACAUUGCGACAGCAUUGUCAGCAUUGCACCGAAAACGCCCAAAAUCAUAGGCAAAACCAAGGAGUCUCCCUUCUGUAAGGGUUCUAAUCCUUGACCAGUGUCCCAUUCAAGUGGCCAAACAAAUAUUUGUAGAAUUGAAUCUGGAUGUAUGCACGGACUGUAUAUUAGCUGAGUAAGCCAACUUUACUGAAGUUAUUAUAUGGAAUGUUUCAUUGGCAACUAGAUCAGAACAUGUAUUAUCAAUGUAUUUUGUAUAUAUAAUUAACAAUUAUUGGAUGAGGUUUUUGUGAUAUGCG
Messenger RNA from Paramuricea clavata, 11582 nucleotides. Lineage: Eukaryota; Metazoa; Cnidaria; Anthozoa; Malacalcyonacea; Plexauridae. The record is from the annotation of a GenBank genome assembly.